This is a messenger RNA of Akanthomyces muscarius, 14004 nucleotides long. RefSeq lists its product as uncharacterized. Gene Ontology annotation, biological process: amino acid activation for nonribosomal peptide biosynthetic process; secondary metabolite biosynthetic process. Gene Ontology annotation, cellular component: cytoplasm. Lineage: Eukaryota; Fungi; Ascomycota; Sordariomycetes; Hypocreales; Cordycipitaceae. The record is from RefSeq and is a predicted model, not a curated record. Gene Ontology annotation, molecular function: phosphopantetheine binding; catalytic activity. The transcript is spliced from 7 exons. The coding region runs from base 1 to 14004 and encodes 4667 amino acids.
AUGGACAGCACCGCAGGCCUAUCGGUCCUCAACCCAUCGCCCAAAAGGGCAUCUGGACCAACACUACUACACAAUCUUGUACGGCCUGCCAGCGAGGACAUUGCGCUGGAGCACCUCUGCGGAGGUGAAAUCACCAAGCUCUCCUACAAUUCACUCCACGAAGCUUCUGAUGCAUUGGCAUCUCAAAUCUCUCUGUCGUGCGACUCUGUCCAAGGCCAGCUGAUCGUACCUGUUCUUCUACAGCAGUCUCCAGAUCUAUAUAUCACGCUGCUAGCUAUUCUCAAAGCGGGAGGUGCAUUCUGUCCUUUAAACUUAGACGCUCCUGCAGAAAGAGUUCAGUUCAUAUUGAAAGAUGUCGGUGCCAAGGUUGUCAUUACUAGUCCAGAGCUGUCCUCUAGGAUACCCACAGAUACAGGAGCCGCCAUUCUUCACGCCUCCGACAACUAUGAAGUCGCUGGCCAGCAUCAACAGGCCACCACACGGCAGCCCACGCCGGACAGCUACGCCUAUGUAAUGUACACGUCGGGGUCGACCGGCACGCCCAAAGGUGUCUCGAUAUCCCAUUCUGCUGUCACGCAAGCGCUUCUCGCCCACGACCCUCACAUCCCGCGCUUUUCAAGAUUCUUUCAAUUUGCAGCGCCAACCUUCGACGUCUCCGUCUUUGAGAUCUUCUUCCCUCUUUUCCGCGGCCAGAAUCUCAUCAGCGCUAGCCGGCAAGAAACACUGAACGACCUUCCCGCUGUACUGCGGCAUAUGAACGUCGAUGCUUGCGAGCUUACGCCGACAGUGGCAGCAAGUCUCCUCCGAAAGAGAGAAAAUGCGCCCCAACUCAAGCUCUUGCUGACAAUUGGAGAGAUGCUGAACCCGCUGGUGGUGAGAGAGUUUGGCAGCUCUGGGGACAGAAACAGCAUUCUGUGGGCAAUGUAUGGCCCGACGGAGGCAACGAUUCACUGUACAUUACAAGGAGACUUUCAAUCAGACUCAUCUACCGGAAACAUCGGAACUCCGCUGGAAACUGUAUCCUGUUUCGUCAUCAAGCCAGUGACCGACGGAUCUGACCCAGCCGAAUUCGAAGUACUCCCCAUGGGACACAUUGGCGAACUCGCGGUUGGUGGACACCAGCUUGCGUCCGGGUACCACAACGAUGCGCUAAAAACGAACAAUGCGUUUAUCAACUCACCAUACGGGCGUGUAUAUCGCACCGGCGACAAAGCCAAACUUAAUGAGGAUGGGACCCUCGAAUGCUCGGGGCGUAUAUCUGAUGGGCAGGUCAAGCUGCGGGGGCAGCGUAUUGAGCUGGGAGAAAUUGAGCAUGCGGCCCUAAAGACGAGAGGAUGCCACGGUGCCACUGCAAGGGUGAUUGGCGCAAUUUUGGUCCUCUUCUGUGCCGUGGAUGAAUGUGUCUCGGAAGGCGAUAUUCUUGACAACUGCAGUCAGUGGCUGCCGCAAUUCAUGGUACCUGGCGAAGUGGUACUUUCAGAGGAGCUGCCGAGACUACCCAGCGGCAAAGUCAACGCAAAAGAACUUCAGAGGCGAUUUGAGCAAGCAAAAAGCCAAAUAGCAGAAUCCGACGACCUCGAAAAGACUACAGAGCCUGAGCUACUGCAGGUUCUACAGGAUUAUUUUGGGUCGCAACUGAGUCUUCAGACCGAGCUGACCCGGGCUGGACUAGACUCCCUCACAUCGAUCGGGCUUUCUUCUAGUUUGCGACAUGUUGGGUACAAUAUACAGGCUGCGUCGCUGCUGAGGCUGAAGAACAUCAAGCACCUCAUUUCCUCGAUAUCAAGAUGUGAUGAGAUCGAGGAAAAUGGCAAGAAAAUUCGGCCGACGGUCAGCUGCCUUAAGAGACUGGCCGAGAUCAAGUCUGAAGAACUCGAGGCCGAAAUCUCAUAUCGCAAAAUUCAGGACGUCCUCCCUUGCUCCAAUUUGCAAAUUGCCAUGCUCUCUGAAACAAUGCGCAACCCUGAGGCGUAUUGGAAUACUGUGGUUCUUCAACUGUCUACGACAGCGGCUGCUGAUGAGGUACGGCGGGCCAUCCGCGAAGUUGUUCGGCAGAAUGAGAUUCUUAGAACUGGGUUUCUGCAACAUGAGUCCGAAUUUUAUUCUAUUAUCUUUGAUGGUAUAAACUCAAAUUGCAUCACGACAUCGAGCGGAAGCGGCCUGGCAACGGCAAAUAAAUCCAGUGCAAGUUUACUACACCCAUUGCAGAUUCACAUCACCACAAUUGCCGAGGAAAAUAUGCACAGCCUCCAAAUAUACAUCCAUCACGCCAUCUACGACGGCUGGUCUCUGGACCUUCUGAAGUCUGAUUUGGCAAGAGCCAUCGACAACAAGAAGCUGCUACCGACACGGGCCCAAUUUCGAGACGUGCUCGCCUUUUCCUUGUCAGAGGAAUGUGAACAAUUCGACGAAAAAGCCAGAGUAUUCUGGGCUGACUACCUUUUUGGAUGGAACAAGCCCCCCUUUCCUCGACUUAUUCCUCGGACAUUAUCUUCCAAGAAAAUCCAGUCAAGAACAUACAGACAUUCGCACCCGAGCUUGUCUAAUCGCGCAUAUGCCGGGAGCGCCCAAGUACCAUUUCAGGCGGCGCUUGCACUGGUCUGGAGUGGUAUCCUGGGGUUGCAGGACGUCGUAAUAGGCUCUGUAACUUCUGGUCGCACGAUUCCGGUAAAAGGCGUCGAAGGGAUCAUGGGACCGUGCAUCAGCUCAUUGCCGCUUCGUGUCAAUAUGGAGCGUAUGGCUACUAUCGAUGAUCUUGUUAAUAGCAUAUCAUCGAGCAAUCGACAGAUGAUGGAGCAUUCGACGCUGUCGCAGCUUGCCGUCAAGAAAGCUGUGAACAUGUAUGGCGCUGAACAUUUAUAUGACGUACUGCUUGUCUACCAAGAGUCUCUUGAGCAGCGAAAACAGACAAGCAGCGUCAUCAGGGAGAUUGCGCAUAUUGAUAGACUGGAAACCAAGUUAGUGCUCGAAGUGCAGCCAGUCCAGGGCGCUGUCAUACUCCAAGCGACCUUUCACGAUGACUAUUUUCCGUCAGAUCUGGUGGAGAAAAUGCUGAGACAAGUUGGACUACUAUCCUCAGCUAUCAUUGAGAGCCCACAUUCGCCAUUAGAGUCUACGCGAUCAUUGAAAGCAGACAUCUCUGCUUACAAUAUGGGGCUGGAAAAGAUGAACCGCAACUCACGACUGGAUAACCUUGCUGUCGUCGUGGAACAAGCAGCGACUGAGCAUGGUGACCGCCUAGCAGUUUCUUUUGCUACGAAAAUAUCAGCUGCCUCCUUCAAAACAGCAACAAUCACAUACAAAGACCUCAAUCGCAACGCGAAUCGCAUCGCACACUUUCUAUUGAGUCAGAAGGUGCACUCCGGUGAGGUCAUACCUAUCAUCAUGAACAAAUCUAUACGCCUCUACACGGCCAUCCUGGGUAUCAUAAAAGCUGGGUGCGGCUACUUGCCGUUGCUACCUUCGACACCAAAUGUAAGAAUAUCGGAGAUUCUUAGCCAGUCAAAGUCCCGCCUCUGCCUUGCUGAUGAGGAUUCUCUGAGAGAUGUUCCACUUUCAACCGCUGUCCGAACAAUCCUCAUCGAUGAAGAGUCAAUGGAAGACUACUCCGCUGCUGACCCAUCGGUUCACAUCAAAGACAGCAACGCGGCCUACGUCAUCUACACAUCCGGAACAACGGGCACCCCAAAAGGCGUCACUGUCAGCCACAAGAAUAUUGCUAGCAACGUCACCUACCUUGGAAUUGAGUAUCCAGACGCUAAGAAGGGAACGUCAAAGUUCUUGCAAGCCUGCUCGCAGGCAUUUGAUGUCUCGGUCUUUGAGAUAUUUUUCGCAUGGCAUAAGGGUAUGUGUCUGUGUGCUGCGACAAAUGAUGUACUAUUUGCGGACAUUGAGGAGACCAUCCGCAAAUUCGAAAUAACCCACCUCAGUCUGACACCCACAAUUGCAUCGCUUAUUGAUCCAUCCAACGUUCCCAGCAUCGAAUUCUUGGUGACUGCUGGAGAGCCCAUGACUAAUGCUGUCAAUGAACGAUGGAAUAAGUUUCUGUGGCAAGGCUAUGGCCCGUCGGAAACGACGAAUAUCUGCUCCGUCAAGAAGAUGUCACCAUAUGACUACAUUGAACAUCUUGGACUUGUCUUCGGCAACACUUCCGUUGCUGUUCUGGAGCCAAAGGGUUUCUCAACGCUUCCCAUUGGCUGGGCUGGUGAAUUUUGUUUUGGCGGCGAUCAAGUUGCGACGGGCUAUCUCAACAUGCCGCGCCUGACUGCGGAAAAGUUCUUCCAGCACUCAGCUUAUGGCAGACUUUAUCGCUCAGGAGACUUUGGCCGUAUGCUUCCAGAUGGAUCCCUGGUGAUUCUGGGCCGCAUUGAUGACCAAGUCAAGUUGCGAGGGCAGCGCAUCGAAGCUAUAGAGAUAAAUGGCAUUGUGUCGAGGAUAUCUUCCGCAACUGCAGCCGUCACACUUGUGCUGAAACGGAAAGACUCCAUGGGUGAAUGGCUGGUGACAUUCUACGUCAAGGACAAGGCCGUCGAAGAAUUCUGCAUCUUGGAUGCAGACACAGCCACAAAAGAUGAAGUCUUUGCAGAGCUGCAUACCAAGCUGUCCUCGUACAUGGUGCCCUCCUACUUGAUCCCCGUUUCGCGCAUUCCUCUUACUCCCAGUGGAAAGGUCGACAAACGAGCAAUCAACGCUGCCUUUGCGCUGCUAUCGAAAGACUACCUGAAGACAGUUGCCCAUAAUACGUUCACGGAGGAUGAUGAAGACUGGAAUGACGUGGAGCACUCCAUUGCCUCGCUGAUGGCCAGCUCUCUCAAAGUGUCCCGCGACGAUAUUGGCAGGUGGACGCCACUCGCGAUUCUUGGGCUGGACUCACUCUCAGCAAUUCAAGUUUCUCAAAGUCUGACGAAGGAACUCAGCACAACGGUGUCUAUUUCGUCCAUUUUACAGCAUCCGACCGUCGCACAGCUUGCCAGAAAGCUGCAAUCUAACCGAGGAAGUGGCAAUGUCACCCCUGCAAGUGAGUAUUUUGAUGCCAAAUUCCUGGAAUCCGUCAAAUCUAUGCUUGCAAAGGAAAGCAAAGACGUUGUCGAGAUUCUACCAUGCUCUCCACUGCAAGAAGCCAUGGUGUCUCGGGGAAAGUCAAAUUAUUACAACAAGUCGCUUCUGCGCCUUCAUGUCGAUCCCUACGAGAUGAGAGGCUACUGGCAGCACAUGUGCGAGCGCCACAGCAUUCUGCGAACGUGUUUUGUGUCUACGAAUAGCUCGACUUACCCCAUCGCGCAAGUGUCACUCGCUGAAUGGGAGCUUCCAUGCCAUGAGUUUACAGUGACGCAGCCAUCCCUCGAGGGCGCUAUCCAGGAGCAUCUCGGCCUGGUACCAGAGCCACUAGAUACAAGUACCCCUCCUCUAUCGUUGGCUUUGAUAAGGUACGGAGAAAUCAACUUCCUCUCUUUCAUUUGCCACCACGCGCUGUACGACGGAGUAGCGAUGGAGUGCCUCUGGCGUGAGGUAGAAGCUCUUGCUCGCGGCGAGCAGCUGCGGCCGCCUGUUGCUCAAGGUCCAUUCAUCACCGAGAUUUUGAAACUGCCCGGUACUGGAAAGAUAUUCUGGAAGCAGCAGCUUUCAAAUUUCCAGCCAUCGCUCCUGUUCCGCAAGCCCAGCGGAAAGGCUGUCCAGCAAGUCACACAUACACUCACUGUUGAAAGAUCGCUACACAAGACCCAGCACCAGAUAAAGUCGCUUGGUAUUUCUCUUCUCUCUCUCUGUCAGGCUACUAUGGCGAGAUUGCUGGCGAUUUUGAGCCAGAAGAGCGAUGUUUGCUUUGGCAACGUUAUGAAUGGGCGAACAAUCGGUGUCGAAGGAAUCGAAAGGCUGGUGGCGCCUUGCUUCAACACUGUGCCUAUUCGUCAGGAUUUGCCAGCUUCGCUGUCCAAUAUUGAUCUCGCAAAGAACUUGCUGGCUCUGAACACGCGUAUGCUCGAGCACCAGUUCACCCCUUUGCGCCAGGUUCAGAAGAUUGCGGCGACUGAGACAAGGCAUCUUUUUGACGCUCUGCUGCUCGUCCAACAGCCGCUGCAAGAAAUGGAUGUCAAUGUGUGGACGCUAGAAGAAGACGCUGGAGUCAUGGACCUUCCAUUAGUCUGUGAAGUCACUCCUUGCCCAAAUCUCAAUACGCUGGUGCUCGACGUGCAUUACGACAUGUCUGCGGUACCUAAUAUCUUGGCCGCAGGGGUCGCUGAACUGUUCAAGCACAUACUCUUACAAAUUCUCGAAUCUCCCCAUGCAGUGUUGGACAACCGCCAUAUCCCCGAGUCGCUGCUUGAUCAAGUUCGUCUCCGGCAGCUGUACUUCUUCGAAAAUAAUGAAGACGAGUAUGAGAAAGAUGGCAGCGACUCCACCUGGUCCGAAGAAGAGCUUGCUGUUCGAGGUGUUUUGGCUGAACUAUCUCAAGCCCCCGCUCAGCGCAUCGACCGGACUACCAGUUUGUUCAAGCUCGGUCUUGACAGUAUUAGUGCUGUUCAAGUAGCGGCGUUCCUUCGCCAGAAAGAUUACUCCAUUUCUGCAUCAGACAUUAUUGAGUGUCAGAACUGCUUGAAGAUCGCCAAACGGAUAUUUGACAACGGCUAUCAACCAAAGAAGGAGCUGAAGCUGUACGACUUUGCCGCAUUUGAUACCGAUGUGCGUCCUUUGCUGAGCAUCACCGAGGACGGGUACGAAUUACUCCCCUGCACGCCCAUGCAGUCCGCUAUGCUCUCCGCUUACGUUUCCUCUGAUGGAGUGCAUUAUCUCAAUGAAAUAACCCUUGAGAUGAACGAUAAAAUCACUGCUGCAUUAGUGGUCGAAAAGUGGACGCAGCUGGUCGCUGCCCAUUCGAUGCUCAGGACUGGCUUUGUUCCAGUUCGUCAUACCGACUGCGCCUACGCCAUGAUUCAAUAUGGAAGCGUGAGGAGCGAACAAUUCGUAUAUAUUGAGAAUGACGAGUUUAGCCCAAGAUGCUGGAAGAAGAAUGCAACAAAGGGUAUACAAGCAGCCUUGCACUUGCCGCCGUGGAGGCUGGCGGUUGCGAUGAUGGAUGGUGUGGUUCGGGUUCAUCUGGUCAUGCACCACGCGCUCUAUGAUGCAACUUCACUUCAAGAACUGUUGUCCAAUUUUGGAAGACUUUUGAAUAGUCAAGAAAUCCCGUCCGUGCAGGAUGUCCGUGUUGGUCUUUCUAGAGUGUUGCAGCGCAGCGCAGAAGAGCAGGAAGAAGCUUCUGCAUUUUGGCGACAACUGGGAGAUCAGGCAACAAUUAACCGCUUCCCGCUUCUUACACCACUCAGAGAAACGAACAGAGUUAUACUCAUUGAAGAACUUCCCUCCGCACUUACAAGUUCCGAUCUGCACCAACUGACGAAGAGCUUGGGGAUCUCUGUGCAGACAGCGAUCUUGGCGUCGUGGACUAGGCUCUUGUCAGGCUACAGCGGAGAGGAAGCAGUCGUCUUUGGAGUCACAUUCUCAGGCAGGACGUGUGAAGCCACCCUCAGUACACCUGUACCGUGCCUGACAACUGUACCGGUCGUUGCUCAGAAUGUCGGGUCAAACAAAGAUCUUUUGGAUGAAAUGAUGCGAUCGAUCUCCAGUAUUCACCAACAUCAGUUUCUUCCACUGAGCCGCAUUCAGAAGGAAAUGGGUCACCCUGCAACGCCACUCUUUGACACACUUGUUGCAUAUCAGAAGAUUGAGGGUGAGACUGGCGAGCGACCCUGGGUGCAGAAACAAGACGAUGCAGCUGCCGAGUUUCCGGUGUCGCUCGAAGUCGAACCCGCCAGUGACGGCAGUAUUUGCCUUCGACUCACUUGUUUCAGUGACAUUAUACCUUCCGAGCAAGCCAGAAUGCUGUUGCGUCAAUUUGACGCCACCAUAGAAGAUCUGCUCCUAAACCCAGACGGCCACCAGUACAAUCUACACAGACACCAUCCGCAGAUUUUCGCAAUAUCCGCACCUUUGGAACCUACUAUGAAUGCGCCUGUCGAGCUUUUACAUCAAUUUGUGGAACUCCAGGCGAAGCUCAACCCAAAUAAGAUCGCACUGGAGCAUGUCAGCGGAUUCCGUGGCAAAAAACCAAUCCGCGAUCGAUGGACAUUCGCUCAAAUCGAUUCCAUUGGUAACCAGGUGGCAAAUAUGCUGUCAAGCCGAACUGAAGCUGGAAGUAUCAUUGCAGUUCACUUUGACAAAUGCCCUGAAGCGUAUUUUGCGAUCCUGGGCAUCUUGAAGUCAGGCUCUGCAUUUGUCGCCCUUGACUUUAACGCCCCGAAUGCUCGGAAGGAGUUUAUCCUACAAGACUCGCAAGCCCCCUGUCUACUCACCAGCCAUGGUAGUGUCAUUGACUUUGCAGCGCCUUGCCCUGUCAUUGUAAUUGACGAUGCCCUUCUCGCAGACUACCCAGAAGUUUCAUUCCAGUGCAUGAUGGCGUUUCAAGACCUCUUUCGGGGCCACUGGACAGACGAUUCACGAUGGCUCCAGUUUGCGGCGCUGCAUUUCGAUGUGUCGGUGCUUGAACAGUAUUGGAGCUGGUCCGUUGGAAUGACAGUCGUUGCCGCGAAGAAGGAUUUAAUCCUAGACGACCUCAUCGGCUUCAUUAAUAAUGCCGACAUUACACACAUUGACUUGACACCGAGUCUGGCCAGACUCACUCACCCCGACACAGUUCCCGGUCUUUGUCGCGGCGUCUUCAUCACUGGCGGAGAACAGUUGAAACAAGAAAUUUUGGAUGCGUGGGGGUCCAAAGCCGUCAUUUAUAACGCCUACGGCCCGACGGAAGCUACGAUUGGUGUUACUACCUACCAACGCGUGCCGCAAAAUGGCCGACCUAGUAAUAUCGGCAGACAAUUCCGAAAUGUAGGGUCGUAUGUCUUCCACAAAGAUACGGAGAUUCCCGUGUUUCGAGGCGCCGUGGGAGAGCUUUGCGUCAGCGGCAAGCUUGUCGGCAAGGGCUACCUUAACAGGCCGGAGCUGACAGACACAAAGUUUCCGACCCUGGAAGCCUUUGGUGAAAGAGUCUAUCGGACCGGGGACUUGGUUCGCAUCAUGCACGACGGAUGCUUCGAGUUUCUUGGUCGGGCCGAUGAUCAAGUGAAACUGCGCGGCCAGAGAUUGGAAUUGGGUGAGAUUGAUCAUGUCAUCCGGUCUAUCAAUAACAUCCACGAUGUGACUACACUCGUCAUAAAGCACAAAUCAAGUGGAAAAGAUGUGCUUGUCUCUUUUAUCGUGGAGAGUCAAACGAACGACGCGCCGCUAGCUGUUGUUGAAGACGGCAGUGGUGCCAGCACCGAUGCGAGGAAUAUUUGUCGAGACAAGCUCCCUGGAUACAUGGUUCCGACCUAUUUCUUGAAGCUGCCAUUCAUUCCUCUUUCCCCGAACAACAAGGCAGAAGCAAAACAACUCAGGAAACUCUUCUUGGAGCUUUCGCAAGAAGAAUUGGUCAAAUUCGGCUCCGCCACAGUGCAGCGCAACCUGUCCAAGGACAGCUUAAGCUAUCAGAAGCUCAUCUCCUCGCUGGCACAAUUCUGUAAAGUGGAUGACACGGCAGUUGAAGAUUCUGUAAGUAUCUUUGAUCUCGGUGUCGAUUCAAUCACGGCCCUGUCACUCUCCGCCUUUUUGGUCGAAAGAGGGAUGUCUGCUGCCUCACCAGCACUCAUCCUUCGCAACCCUAUUGUGGCAGACCUCGCCAUCGCGCUGUCCACAAACUCCUUCCACGACGCAUCAGCAGAGCUGAGGCGAACCAAACAGCAAGCCCAAGCUUUUGAGCACAAAUACAGAGCGCGUGUCUGCAGAGACUUGUCCACCUUACCGGCGUCCAUUGAGUAUAUUUACCCAUGCUCUCCGCUACAGCAGGGAAUGCUGGCAAGAGCCGCAGUUGAAGAUGACGAGGGUGCGUAUUUCAAUACUUUCAAGUUUUACUUGAAGCCCGAUACUUCUGUGUCAUUGUUGAAAUUCGCAUUCAACUCGCUGUUUGAGCAGGAAUCUAUCCUUCGGACAACGUUUUUGCAUACCCCUGAUGGGUAUGUCCAAGUUGCGUGCAAGGGAGCCAGCCUACCAUGGGAAGACCGUCGUCUUGGUGGAGAUGAGGAAGUUGACGAUGUUGUUGACUCGCUGCGACAGACAUGGAUAACGGACAACAUUGUUCGUUUGCAUACACCCGUCAAAGUUGCCUUCGUCACUGGUGCGAGGGUUAAAAUGGUUGUGCUGCACAUUUUCCAUGGCUUUUCCAAAGUCAAAGCAGGCCCAUCUUUCGCAGACGCCCUCAUUCACGGACCACUGAGAAAUCACGAACACAUCAAACAGGCGUGGAUGGAGCACCUGGAUGGCUGGUCUGACGCCUCAAUAUCUCUGUCUCAAGAAAACAAAACCGUUGUCCCGAUAACUAAUGUUCGAGUCCUUGGCCUUUCGAAAACCGAGCGGAUUGGAUCAUCCAAAAAUGUCACCAUGCAGUCUUUACUGCUUGCUGCUUGGGCGGCCACCCUUCAAAAAUAUAGCCGCGGCAAUACCACUACGGGGGUCAUCAUUUCCGGAAGAUCGAUCGCCCUGCCUGGCAUAGAGCAAACCGUCGGGCCAAUGUUCAACACGCUCCCGUUCUUUGCCAAAUUCUCGUCGGCGUCGACUUGGCAGUCCCUUCUUCAGCGAUGCCAGGACUUUAACGGAAUGGUUCUCGAGGAUCCUCAUGUCCCGUUGCAGCAGCUGCAAAAGUGGUCGUCCAACAGCAAACCAUUAUUCGAAAGCCUCUUUGCCUACCAAAUAGAAGACAAGACGACACCAAAAGAUGACAUGCCAUGGGAUAUCGAGGAUGGCGGUUUGCAUCCCGACUAUCCCUUGGCCUUGGAAGUCACAAAACGAUGCGACGAUACUAUUCAGGUACUUGUGGUCGCGAAGGGUGGCUUGACAAGUGAAUCAGAGUUGGAGGGUAUACUGGAUAUAUUUGAAGACAUGCUCGCAAGCAUUGAAGAGGAUGCAUCUAUACCUGUUCAAGUGGAAAUUGCCCAGCUCGAUGCCUCGGGAGCGGAGCAGGCGAGAACGAUGAGUGAGGAUGCACAAGAGGGUUGGGGCCUGAAUGCGGAGAUUCUGCAGCGAGAAAUUGGAGCUCUAUCCAGUGUAUCUGAUGCUGACAUUGCGCCCUCUACCACCUGGCUUGAGCUCGGCCUGGAUAGCAUCGACGCGGUCCAGCUCUCUGCUCGUCUUAAGAGACAGAAUAUGGUGAUCAGCCCAUCAGCAAUUAUGAAAGGACGCUCGAUGGCAUCUCUGGCGAGCUCGCUAUCACAAUUGACAAACGUCCAUGAGUUAGAUGAGAUCAGCAAUCUACAAGGUGCAAAAUCCAAGCUCCGCCAAUACGUCGAGGCGACUGGCCUUGACAAGGCACAACUUGACGAUGUCCUUCCAACAACGCCGCUUCAAGACGCCAUGGUAUCUGGCAUGUUGGAUUCCGACUUUACGUGGUAUUUCAAUCAUGAAGUACUCGAAGUAGCUCCCGGUGUUGACGUCUUCAAGCUUCAGGCCGCCUGGUCCAAACUCUUUGACGCAUCCCCCAUCCUGCGAACGGGCUUCGUGGAGCUUACCGAUCCCCAAGCGCCGGCUGUCUACGCGCAGGUAGUCUACAAGACUUUUCCGGACAUAUCAACUGUGGCUCUAACGUCUGUGGACGAGCUUCAGAUUAUUCAAGAACAAAACAAAUCCCGCGCCAGUCAAGAUGCGGCCAAGAAAAACCUAGCGAGAGUUGUACGCGCCAGCGUUGGGGACAAGACAUUCUUUGUGUUCUCCAUUUCGCACGCUCUGUACGAUGGAUGGUCUCUGGGCCUGCUUCAUCAAGAUUUGAGAACGAUUUACCAUGGCAAAGCAGUCUCCAGACCAUCGCCCGACCAAUUCUUGUUCAAGUCGGUCAGUUCCCUCACCUCUGAGGCGGAGGGCUUCUGGGUCAAUUAUCUUGAAGGCGUGCGGCCGACAAUUGUACCCCGAUCAGAGCCUGAUUCUUCCGAUGGUUCCACAUUGAAGGCGAUUUCCUCCGUCGGAUUCGGUGAUAUUAGUCGUUUCUGUCGAAAACAAAAGAUUAGUCUUCAAGCGCUCUGCCAAGCCUGCUGGGCGAUUAUCCUCGCACGCAGAACGCGCUCGCUCGACGUUGUCUUUGGCUCCAUCCUCUCGGGGCGCGACUUUGACGGCGCCGAAGAUCUCUUGUUUCCCACGAUGAAUACCAUCGCAGUCCGAUGUAUUUUGCACGGAUCCGUCGGCGCAUUCCUGCAGUACAUGGAGGACAACCUCGGCGAGCUGCGGUCGUACCAAAUGUUUCCACUCCGCAAGGCCAUGAGAGCAGCCAAGAUGGCUGGAAAAGACCUUUUCAAUUCCUUGUUCCUGUUGCAAAGGUUUGACGAGGGAAGUAAACAGGAAUCUCUCUUCCAGUCCGUUCAAGGAUCGUCGGGCGUGGACUAUCCGGUCUGUGUGGAAGCGGCGGCGAGUGGAGAUGCUUUGGAGUGGACGGUGGCUUGUCAGGGCCAAUCCGACGACGGCCAGUUUUCAGGAGAUAUCCUCGUGGAGCUGGAUGCUGUUCUCGGCUACAUCUUGAAAAAUACAGAUGAAGAUGUUGUCGUCUUUUCGCAGGCAGGCACCCAAAUCUGCGGAUCAGCGCCUAUUACUUUGAUGGAGGAUGACGAUAAAGGCCCCCAAAUCAACGAGACUACCUCUUACGAGUGGAAUGACACGUCUACGACAAUCAGAGAGGUCUUGAGUCAAGUCUCCAACAUUCCAGAAGAAUCCAUCGAUGUUUUGAGCACGCUCUAUCAUCUGGGUCUUGACUCCAUUACAGCCAUCAAAGUAUCGACUCUAUUGAAACUGAGGGGUGUAUUCCUGCGGCCGACGGAACUGGUGCGCGCCACGAAUAUCGCGCAUAUGGCUGAGCAAGCAAGCACAUUCAGUAUCUCUGAAACAUUCGAGACGGAAUUAUCUUGGACAGCGCCGAAGCACGUCAGUGUUGACGUCAUUUUGAGUGAAGCUGGUAUCUCUAGAGCCCAGGUCGCGCAUGUCCUGCCCGCGUUGCCUAUGCAGGUGUACAUGAUGAGUACAUGGCAAAACACCAAUGGCAAAAUGUUCUGCCCAGAAUUCACGUACCAGCUUUCUGGACCCCACACCGUCGCAGACGUUUAUGAUGCGUGGGCGCAAGUGGUGGCGCAGCUAUCAAUGCUGCGCACAUGUCUCUUUGCUACUGGAGAGCAGGACCUGCCGUUUAUUCAAGUCUUGCUCAAACCUGAUGUCCCUUAUGCUGGGAUACAGCCAUUUUGUUGCGGCUACGCAUCCACCAUGCGCUUUACGAUGGAAACGUCGCUGCUCAAAGAAGCCGCCGUCUCCAACACCACAACUCUGGGUGCGCUCGCCGCUACCCAUGGCAUCAGUAUGCAGUCCCUUAUCCUCGCUGCGUAUGCGCUUUCCAUUCCCCACGCACCAUCCUCAGACAUUGUGCUCGGCCUCUACCUCGCCAACCGCACCGAGGAUCGCAUCCCGACGACCCUACCCACACUCAACUUGGUCCCGCUUCGCAUCAUGGCUCGCGACGGAGAUGACGUCUUGCAGGUCGCGCGGUGCAUACACAGCGACAUGCAGCGCAUAUCGACCGAGGAGCACGCGCAGGUCGGUCUGUGGGAGGUUGCGCAGUGGACGGGCGUUAAGGUGGACAGAUUUGUCAACUUUUUGACGCUGCCGACUGUCGAAGACGACAGGGCAGAUAUUUCUUUGCGGCUUUUGCCGAGUGAAUCCGUCGAACAUGACGAUAAAACUGCAAAUUGCAAUGUUGCUGAUGCGUCGAUUGCAAAAAAUGCAAUUCGUCAUCUUUAUCCAGACUCUGUGGAUGUUGAAGUCGCUGUACGCAAUGGCCAGCUUGACGUUGGUGUUUUUGGACCGCAGACACUCAUCACGGAACAAGGUGCGCAGGAGUUGGUGCAUAACAUUGCGCAGAGGUUGAAUGCUAUCCAAGCGUUGCAUUUAGCAUGA